Phymastichus coffea is the source of this 1901-nucleotide messenger RNA. RefSeq names its product alcohol dehydrogenase-like. Gene Ontology annotation, cellular component: cytoplasm. The record is from RefSeq and is a predicted model, not a curated record. Lineage: Eukaryota; Metazoa; Arthropoda; Insecta; Hymenoptera; Eulophidae. The transcript has 6 exons. Gene Ontology annotation, molecular function: oxidoreductase activity, acting on the CH-OH group of donors, NAD or NADP as acceptor. Bases 51 to 854 code for a protein of 267 amino acids.
UUAGUUGCAUUGACUCGGAGAAAAUACAGUAGAAAUUUUAAGAAUUCAAAAUGGAUAUUAAAAAUAAGGUUGCUAUUGUAACUGGUGGAACUGGUGGAAUUGGAUUUGCUACGGUUCAAGCAUUGCUGAAAAAUGGAGUCAAACAUGUUGCCAUAUUUGAUGUCGAAGCUACCAGAAAUCGUGCUGCAUCUCAAUUACAAAAAAUUGCUGUAGAGUUUGGAAAAGAUCGAGCAUCGUAUGUAGUUUGUGAUGUGACAAAUCCAAAGCAGAUAGAAGAUUCCUAUAACGAAGUAGUUAAAUCGCAAAAAGGAGUUGAUCUACUAAUCAACAAUGCAGGAAUAUUAAGUGACACUCAUGCAAAUUUGAUGAUCGACAUUAAUUUGAAAGGACUUGUAAAUUGUACUUUGACAGCAAUUGAAAGAAUGGGUAAACACAACAAAGGUAAAGGAGGGACUAUUGUUAAUGUAGCGUCGACUGCUGGUCUUUAUCCUUUUCCAGCAUUGCCAAUUUAUAAUGCUACAAAGUUCGGCGUGUAUGGUUUCACCCUAUCUUUAAAGGAGCAUUACCAAAACACAGGUGUAAGAGUUGUAGGAAUGUGUCCUGGUGUGACGCAAACCGACUUUUUACAAAGAAACUGGCGCGAAGAAAGCUUAAAAUUUGUUGACGAUAAAUUCUUGGAUGACUUACGCAACAGCUCUGGUGUUAUACAGCCACCUGAAAACGUAGCUGAAGCAAUUGUUAAAAUGAUAAAAGAAGCAGAACCUGGAGCAAUUUGGUUAUCCGAGGAAAAUAAACCACCUUGUGCCAUAAAAGAAGCACCACAUUACCAGAGCAGAAAAAUGCUAUUGAAAUAGGGUAGCUUGAAAUUUACCCGUGAAUAAAUUAGAUUUAUAAAUCUAAAAUUAGGCAACAAUUACUUUGAGUAGAAGUGGAUAGCAAAACAUAUCUAUGUUUCAUUACAUUUUAAUUUGCAAUGAUGCUUUAAUAAAAGUAAAAUAGUUAUCGAAGUAAUACUAAUAAUAUCAGAUGAAAUUAUAUUAUAUUAAAUAUAAAUCUUAUUAGUGUUGCAUCUCAUGUAAUAAAAUAAAUUAAAGCUAUUAAAUAGUGCGUUCUUAUUUUUGAAGUUAUAUUCGAUUUUUAAUUUUCAAGAGAUAGGAAUGGCUAGAAUAUAAACGAUAAUUAUCAAUAGAAUAUAACUACAAUUAUAAGUUUGUAUAAUUAUACAAAAACCGAAUUUUUCAACAUAGAUGUCUCAUAAGUUUGUAUUUAAAAAUCAUUGCGUUACCGAAUGCCUUAUAAUUAACUCACAAGUUAUUUUAUUAUUCUGAUAAUAAUAAAAUACGUAUUAAUCUAUAGUUUAAGAACUGAAAGCAAAAGUCUAUACUUGCCAUUUACGUCCAUGAUUUGUAUUCGAUUACCGCAACAAAAUCAACUAUAGUAAAUUUAUUUAAGGUUUGGUUUCGCGUUCAGUUCAUAUUUUAAUAUUGACACUUAAAUACUUAGGUAAAAUGAUAUAUCAUAUACAUGUCUGCACUAUGUCUACUUAUUUAAUCAAAAUCAAUAAAUUGAACAAAUCAAUAAAUCACAUUUUUUAAAUAAUUUCGUCUGUGCUGGUACCACGUUAUAAUGAAAUAUUUUCUAAUUUUCGUCGAUAAUCUGUAUUGGCAGAUACUUAAAAAAUUAUAUCUGCGAUAUUCUGAAUCUAUUCUGCAAAGCAAAACAAGCACUUUACUAUUUAUAAGUAGUUUUGUGAUAUGCAAUAGGCAAGUAAACAAACAGCACUUCUGCUUGUAAUCUAUCACUAUUUGCGUAGUCAGUAAAAGACAACUUUUUAAAAAUUAAUGUGAUAACCUGAUACUUUAUAUAUCUUGCUCAAUAUUAUCAAAACCUUUUAUUAUCAU